UACAGCUAACUUUGACUCUAUCAAAACGGGAGAUGGAGACUGAUGACCAGGUUGCCCAGACCGAUGAGGUAACAGCCCUGGCCAGCAUCUACGAGGAGAGGAUCUUCUUGGCCGAUGGAAACAACGGUGGUCAUUUUUCGGCGUACUUGGAUCUGCCCGAGGAAUUUUUCAUUGAACUACACGAGGCUUCACUGGUUCAUCGAACCAGAAAACUUGGUUGUCGAUUGGAGGAGGGGCAUGAAGGUAGCUCUCUUCUGCGCAUUAACCACUUGCCGCCCAUCGUGCUCAACUUCAAGUAUCCUGAGGACUAUCCAUCCAGGUCUGCUCCUACGUUCACUUUGUCCUGCAAAUGGCUGAACGUCGACAAGUUGUCUGAGCUGCGCUCUCAUCUGGAUCGCAUCUGGGAUGAGCACCGUGGUGAAGUUAUCAUCUUCCAGUGGACGCAGUUCCUUAUUGAUGACAGUCUUUGGGUCUUGAGAAUCCAGUCAUCCCUUUCCUUAGGUAGUGCCGCCGUCCAGCUUGCCCAAGGCGACUCCACGGAGCUCGCAGACACCUCAGGUCCGCAUUCAGUUAAGAACAAGUCUGUGAGAGGUGCGGGCCAGCUUCUACAGACGCUGAUUGAUUACGACAUUUCCGAGCGUCGCAGAGUCUUCGAUGAAUCGAUUCACAGUUGCUCGGUGUGCUUCAGCGAGAAAGCCGGUGUCGAUUGUGUCAUGUUUCAGAGUUGCAACCACGUGUACUGUAAGGACUGUGUGAGAGAUUACUUCAUGGUGCAAAUUAAAGCGGGGAACGUGAAGGCUUUGAAUUGCCCUGAUACAGAGUGUGAUUCUGUUGCCAUGCCACCACAGGUUUACGCCUUGGUUGGCGAGGAGCUAUUCGCAACCUACGACCGCCUUCUACUGCAGCGCACCUUGGAAGGAAUGGAUGACAUCGUUUACUGCCCUCGUUUAUCCUGUCAGUGUCCAGUCAUGAAAGACGGGGAGUCUUCCCUCGCUGUGUGCUCUGCCUGUGGAUAUUCUUUCUGUGUCCUUUGCAACAGGGUCUACCAUGGAGUGUCUCCGUGUGUUGCAAGUGAAGAAGAGAUCUUGAAGGUUCUUGUGGAAUUUGAGGAUGGCGAUGAAGACUGCAAAGUCCGACUGGAGAAGCGCUACGGCAAAGAUCUCUUCAAAGACCUACGGGAGGAAGCCGAGGAGAGGCGGAGGCAGGAGGAACUGGCGGAGUUGGGGCGUUUGAAGGAAGCGGAGGAGAGGAGAAAAGAGCGGGAACUAGCCGAGAAGGAGCCGCUGAAGCAGAGAAUGCAGAACCAGAGAUGGAAGAACAACAACACUAAACAGUGCCCGACUUGUGGUACGCAUAUCGAGAAAAAUCAGGGUUGCAACAUGAUGAAAUGUACCCAUUGCAAUAAGUCGUUUUGUUGGAGGUGUCUGCAAGUCUUGCCGCACACGUAUUCCUGCGAUUCGGUCUUUGAUUAUUUACAACAGGCGAAAACAGCAAAUGAAGAAUCGACUACAGGAAUUUUAGCUAGUAGUUGAAGAGUAACAGAAGUGAAGAAAUGUGCAAUUCUAAAAUUUGUCCAUCUGCUGAUAAAGAAUAAAAUGUUCCAUAUGUAUAUGUAUAAUUGUUGUUGUUGUGAGGUUAAUGGCACCUUUGGCACUAUUGUGCCCUUUGUGCCAACUUCAAAUACAGUAGCCAAAUCCGUCCUGCAUUGACUUUGACCAAAAACCACCACCUCAUCAGAAUACACACCUCUACUGAUCACCAGAUUGCCAUUAUUUGUAAUGAAACAGAGUUCAGUAUAUGAUGUAUGCCGAUGACACACAACUUAAUUUUACAUGUUGGGGUUCCGGGGAAUCAAUGGGAGUUUUGGAGCAGUGUUGGGGAGAGAUCCGUCUUUGGAUGCGGGAUAACUUGCUCAUUCUUAAUGAUGGAAAGACGGAGUCAAUUAAAUUUCACCUAGGUUUGCUCUUAAUUGUGCCUGGGAUUACCCGGCGUAGUACGUAUUGGUGAUGUCAACAUACAUCUUUCUGCCACCGUCAAUGAUCUUGGUGUCAUAUUUGACUCGGGAGGCACUAUGUCUGUCCAUGUUUCGAAUUUAUGCAAGCAAGCAUCUUUCGCACUUUAGAAGAUUGGAAAAAUUCGUUCUCUUUUGGAUUCCAAUGUUACACAAAGGCUGGUGCACGCUUUUGUAACUUCGAGAAUUGGUUAUUGUAAAAGCCUUUUGUUUGGUAUUCAUGUCAACGAAAUUUCUAAAAUACAAUCCAUUCCGAAUUCUGCCGCUCGUUUAGUUAUGUGGAUUCAUAAGUAUGAUAGUAUUACCUCGGUAUUGAAAGAGCUUCAUUGGCUUCAUGUCUCACAGAAGAUAAAAAUUCUUACAUCGUGUAUGGUCUGGCUCCUUGCUAUUUGCAAGAACUUACACACAUUCACAAUGUUGGUCAUCAGUUGAGAUUGAAUUCCCAGGGAAAUUUAACUUUAUAUCAGCCAAUAGGGGGCAAUAAGUAUUACAGUGACAGGACAUUCCAGGCUUGUGCACCUAGACUUUGGAAUGCGCUGCCACUGUCGAUACGUGCUUCAGCAUCAUAUGAUAUUUUUAAUUCCUCUCUUAAAACAUAUUUAUUUAAGAUUAGUUAUAAGUGAAAUAAGUUUUAUGUUGAUUUUAAAUAGUCGUGGUUUUAUUUAAUUGAUCCCUGUAGUUUGUAAUAUGUAAUGAGUUUUAAUUAGGGCCUAUUGGGUGUUAUAGUUUGUAGUGUAUAUUGUAACAGUUGUACACUGCUCUGAGAUAAUUUUUAUGGAGGGCGCUUUAUAAAAUUAUUAUUAUUAUUCAAAAUCUGUGGGGUUAUACAACAUUUAGAGGGCGACAGCAAGUUUGUUGAGUUGGGGGGGCUAUGUCUCAUAAUGGGUAACUCUACUUGUGCUAGCUUAAAGAAAGCUAGGGAACAUUCUUGGGCUCAAAUGAAUUAAAAACAGAAACAAAUUUGAUAUAACACGACGGCACCCCACGAAACACUUUGGAGAUACUCAGGAACAUUCAGUAAGACCUUAGUGAAUGAACUACUUUACUCCUAUGUAUUUUUAGUCCUAUUUAUUUUUUCCAAUUUUAAAAGUAUUUGAUAUAAU
This is a messenger RNA of Acanthaster planci (crown-of-thorns starfish), 3114 nucleotides long. RefSeq names its product E3 ubiquitin-protein ligase RNF14-like. Gene Ontology annotation, biological process: protein ubiquitination. Gene Ontology annotation, molecular function: protein binding; zinc ion binding; ubiquitin-protein transferase activity. Lineage: Eukaryota; Metazoa; Echinodermata; Asteroidea; Valvatida; Acanthasteridae. The record is from RefSeq and is a predicted model, not a curated record.